AUGCACCUCGGGCGCGACGACAUGCAGCUCGAGGCCUCGCGACCUCCAGACGACUCCCCGAUUUUGUCAAGGGACACGAGAGAUGGAAAGACGAGAGACGAUGCCAAGGCCCCUCGGCUCACUAUCUACGCAGGGAAACACGGACGUCAAACAGAAUGGGUUGGUUGGGGCAUCGUUGGCCGUUGCCUUGGACGCAAGAGCGCGCAAACACGACCAGCCUGUUUUUCAUUGCCCGAUCCAGAUCUUCGGGACCGGCGACGUGUGUACGCAGCAUGUAUGGCUGAUGUGCCUUUCUAUGCCAACACGGCACAUGAAUCAACGACUGAAGGCCUCACCCGCGACGACGUCAUGCAGGCCGCACAAAUGGUACGUUGCAAAAUCGUCAUACUGAGAUAA
Molecule: messenger RNA, 396 nt
Organism: Metarhizium robertsii ARSEF 23
Lineage: Eukaryota; Fungi; Ascomycota; Sordariomycetes; Hypocreales; Clavicipitaceae
Product: Fatty acid hydroxylase
Exons: 1
Coding region: 1-396 (131 amino acids)
Source: RefSeq, a predicted model, not a curated record